Messenger RNA from Ceratitis capitata (Mediterranean fruit fly), 787 nucleotides. RefSeq lists its product as uncharacterized. The record is from RefSeq and is a predicted model, not a curated record. Bases 56 to 781 code for a protein of 241 amino acids. The transcript is spliced from 2 exons. Lineage: Eukaryota; Metazoa; Arthropoda; Insecta; Diptera; Tephritidae.
UUCAUUUACGCGCGCCAAACGUGUGGCUGGUUAGUUGCUGAUUUUAUUGUAUUUAAUGGCGAAACAAAAUCACGUUUUGAUUUUAUGCAUUAGCUUACUACUGCUGGCGUGUGUGCCUGCAGAGUGCUCCGAAGCAUACAACUCAUUUGUGAGAAAAGAUUUGGCUGUGAAGCCCGCCGAAGAAAUCUCCACGCAGCCAGCCGCAGAAGAAAGUUUGAGUGAAAAAGUCGUACCACUCAUAAUAUAUACCGUUACACUUGUGGAACAACAUGGCCGACAAAUUUUACGUGAAUCCGCUAUAUUCCUCAAAGAGGUGCUGCAUGAAUUAAAUGAAUUUCCGCAAAAAAGUGAAACCAUAAAUUUGCAAAUCAAAAAUUUCGAAAGCAUAAUAACACGCUUUGAAAAUAUUGAUUUGGAUGAUGAUUCACCGGCUGCAAUCGCUGAAAAAUCAAAGCUACUCGAUGAUGUGACAGCAAGUUUGGCACAAACUCAUUUUAAGGCUGAAGCAGGUGUUUCGCAAAUGGAUGCGGAUAUUUGGUUAAAAGUUUUUCGAAAAGUAGAUUUUAUGGAAUUUCAUAAAAAUAUAUAUAAUAUGAGCGUUGCUGCAGUUGGGAAAUUUUCUAAAAUUUUCGAAAUAUUCUGGUCAUCUCUAGGGCACAGAGAAAAGGAACAACUGUCGGAUUUGCAUGUUUGGUCUACCAAAUUUUAUGCAACAGAUGAAGCUGAUAGAAAAUUUAGGCAAUUAUACAAAUUAUUUGAAAUAUUUGAUGUUUUCCAUUAAUUUCGA